Molecule: messenger RNA, 842 nt
Organism: Phaeodactylum tricornutum CCAP 1055/1
Lineage: Eukaryota; Bacillariophyta; Bacillariophyceae; Surirellales; Neidiaceae
Exons: 2
Coding region: 54-842 (262 amino acids)
Source: RefSeq, a predicted model, not a curated record
AUUUGUUGAUCCUUGUCAAGCUGCCUAUUGAACGCAUCAAUAAAACUUUAGCUAUGGUGACUUUUGGAGAACGGUUGCUUUCAUCGGAAGAUGAGCCAUACUUGAAGGACCCAAUUAAUCAAAUGAAGUCACAAUGGACAGUGCUAUUGCUCACUUGGAUAAGUUGGAUUUUUGCUUUGGUUACCGUGACACGUUGUACGUUCAUCAAGAUUGUAUCGGACGAUGAGAGCUCUUCAGACAUAAAAAGUCUCGGACUUUUUUCUGUGCCAAUCUACACUGCUGAUAAAGACAUCCGUGGAUGUGUCUCAUAUGAAAGUAAUGACGGUCGAACCGGUGGUUUUAAAGCUGGACGCGCUUUCUCAAUUUUCCUCGUGGUGACCAUUUCAAUCGCUUUUGUCAUUGUGAACGGGAUGAUGCUGUUCAUUCAAACACACAUGACUCGGCGACUGAUGUAUUUGCUUGUUCGUGUAUGUGUCCCUGUGGCCUUCAUCGCAAAUACUCUAACAUUUGUGACGUUCUCGAUGGAAGAAUGCAGUGAAAAGGGAACAAAGUGUUCUCCCGGAGGAGCUGCCAUUGUGGCAAUUUUGAAUGUUCUUGUUUUGUUCAUCUUGGCUGUUCUUGUAAUUGUCACGCCAGCGCCCAGUCAAUGCGCUUUUCAGUUUGUGUACGAUUUUACCAAGGUCGCCCCGAGGGAUCAUAGCGGGCAAUCUUCAUCCUCGGAGCAGAAACACGCGCAGGGAGAUAUAUAUCGUUCACCUCCCAAAAAGAAGAACAAAAAGAAUAUCUUCCGAAAGCGCCGAGAAGAGAACCCGGAGAAUCAAGAUGACUUGGAACAAAUCUAA